Anopheles maculipalpis is the source of this 324-nucleotide messenger RNA. RefSeq names its product larval/pupal cuticle protein H1C. The transcript has 2 exons. Lineage: Eukaryota; Metazoa; Arthropoda; Insecta; Diptera; Culicidae. Bases 1 to 324 code for a protein of 107 amino acids. The record is from RefSeq and is a predicted model, not a curated record.
AUGAAGUUCUUGGCUAUUGCUGUUCUGGUUCUCGUCGCUUCGGUCUACGCCGAAGACCAGCCCAUGGAAUCGAUGAAGGCUAAGCGUGGCGUACACUUCAGCCUGGGAUACCAUCAUGCUCCAGCUGUGGUGGCGCAUUCGUACGUAGCUCCUGCACCAGUGAUUGCACACUCUGCUCCGUUGGUCGCUGCUCCCGUUGCUUAUCACGCACCAAUCGCCAAGACCUACGUGGCCCAUGCUCCGAUCGUUCACCAUGCCCCGUUGGCUGCCUACCAUGCUCCGCUGUAUCACGGUGCCGUCUACUCUACCCUGCAUCGUCGUUAA